Messenger RNA from Brassica oleracea var. oleracea, 729 nucleotides. RefSeq names its product F-box/kelch-repeat protein At3g18720-like. NCBI's taxonomy places the organism in Eukaryota, Viridiplantae, Streptophyta, Magnoliopsida, Brassicales, Brassicaceae. The transcript has 3 exons. Bases 1 to 729 code for a protein of 242 amino acids. The record is from RefSeq and is a predicted model, not a curated record.
AUGGCUUCACCUUCACCUGUGUUGGGAGAGCUUCUUUCUAAGGAAUUUGGACGUUUAGAUAUCCAAGGUGUGUGGACUGAGCAGCGGUUUCCCUUGUCGAGUUAUGAAGUCUCCGGUUCUUGGUCUUAUCGAUUGGCGGGCGAGGCAACAACGAUAAGUGUGGUUUGGGUGCAGAAGUGGAGGUUGGGUGGCGGGCUAUGGGCUGCAGCGUGUAAAAGCAUCAAGGAUAAAGAAGUUGGUUACAGGAUUGUGGGAUCUAAAUAUUCCCUCAGAGCUCUUGCAAGAGAUUUUAUCCCGCCUAGGACCAAAAGUGACUCUGGCUACGUUGGGGCUUUUCACCCGUGUAGCGCAACCUGGGAUGUUCUUCCAGUGAAACCAUGGGCCUGUCCCACUUUUUGUCGUCAGAUAGAUUUCAGAAGCAAAAAUGUGUUGCUGAUGGAGCAUAAUGGAAACAUCUUUGGUACCGAGAACAAGUCUUCAGUGUUUAAACCAAACCUUGAACGCAUGGUAUGGGAAGAGAAGAGCGAAGUUUCUGGCUUGACAAUAUUCACACGUUACCCUGACUCAUUUAGUGGAUCUAAGAGGGACACAAAAUAUCCGUCCACUAAUGAGCUUCUUAGCCAGUACUACUCCCUCGUUGAUGAGAAAAGCUCUUGUCCACUUACAAGUACAUCUUUGUCUAAGCGUGUUGCUUGGGUUGAUCCACCUCACAACAACUUUACUUUUUGA